UCAGAGACUUCUCCCUCUUGAUCCCCCCCCCCCGGAGGGGCCUGAUCCCCGCCCCUCCGGAGCGCCGAGAGCCUGGAGGCUGCAAGACUCCCCUGGAAUUAAGAGACAGAUUUCCCCCCCCACUCCCCACCCCCGCCACCUUCUCUCCACCCCCGGAACUAAGAGGAGAGACUCUCCACCCCCUCCCCUCCUCCAUCCUCUCCCGCCCAGUCCCAGAUCGUGAGGGGGCCGUGAGAAUCAACAGCAGAGAACCACACACACACACCUGAGACGCCCCCGCCCGCCCGCCCCAGAGCAGAGAGCUGUCCUAGACGGCUUCGGCCCGUGUUGACCGGGAUAGACCCCUCGAAGGCGAGGAAGGCUACCGGACCUGGAGAGACCGCGCGCUCAGGAGAGGCAACCCCCUUUUCUUGGCUACCGGAAGAAUCACUUGCUAUAUAAGGACCUUGGACAAAGAGUGAGACCCUAGUCCGGAACGACAGGAUUGAGGGCCCUUGUAUUGUUGGUCCAUGAUCUCUUUCCAAAAUUAGCAACCCCAUCUUUGUCACCAAGUAGGUGUGUGACCGGUGCGACCAGCCAUGGCCCCAUUUCUACGCAUCUCCUUCAACUCCUAUGAGCUCGGAUCCCUGCAGUCUCCUGAGGAAAACUGUCAACCGUUCUGUGCUGUCAAGAUGAAAGAAUCACUGAACACAGAGAGAGGGAAGACGCUGGUUCAGAAGAAGCCCACCAUGUACCCAGACUGGGCAUCGACCUUUGACGCCCACAUCUACGAGGGACGGGUCAUCCAGAUUGUCUUGAUGAAGGCGGCCGAGGAACCCCUAUCGGAGGUGACUGUGGGUGUGUCCGUGUUGGCCGAGAGAUGCAAGAAGAACAACGGCAAAGCUGAAUUCUGGCUGGACCUGCAACCUCAGGCCAAGGUACUCAUGUCUGUCCAGUAUUUCCUGGAAGAUACAGAUUGCAAACAGUCCAUGAGGAUGGAGGACGAGAGCAAAUUCCCCACCAUGAACCGGCGGGGGGCCAUCAAGCAAGCCAAGAUCCAUUAUAUCAAAAACCACGAGUUCAUUGCUACCUUCUUUGGCCAGCCCACUUUCUGCUCAGUCUGCAAGGAGUUUGUUUGGGGCCUUAACAAGCAAGGCUACAAAUGCAGACAGUGUAAUGCGGCGAUCCACAAGAAAUGCAUCGACAAGAUCAUCGGCCGGUGCACGGGCACGGCGGCCAACAGCAGGGACACCGUGUUCCAGAAGGAGCGCUUCAAGAUAGACAUGCCGCAUCGCUUCAAGGUGUACAACUACAUGAGCCCCACCUUUUGUGACCACUGUGGGAGCCUGCUCUGGGGACUGGUGAAGCAGGGCUUAAAGUGUGAAGACUGUGGGAUGAACGUACAUCAUAAGUGUCAGAAGAAAGUGGCAAAUUUAUGUGGCAUCAACCAGAAGCUGUUAGCUGAAGCAUUAAACCAAGUCAGCCUGAAAUCUUCCCGGAAGUCAGACACAGGGUCUACAGAAAGCUUUGGCAUCUACCAGGGCUUUGAGAAGAAAGCAGGUCCCUCUGGGGAAGAUUUGGCAGAUAAUGGGACCUAUGGGAAGAUCUGGGAAGGCAGAACGCCCUCCAAGUUCAACAUCGACAACUUCACAUUUCACAAAGUCCUGGGCAAGGGGAGCUUUGGGAAGGUGCUGCUAGCUGAGCUGAAGGGAAAGGGCGAGUUCUUUGCAGUAAAGGCUCUGAAGAAAGAUGUCGUUCUGAUAGAUGAUGAUGUGGAGUGCACCAUGGUGGAGAAGCGAGUGCUGGCACUCGCCUGGGAGAACCCAUUCCUGACGCACCUUUACUGUACUUUCCAAACCAAGGAUCACCUGUUCUUUGUGAUGGAAUUCCUCAAUGGAGGCGACUUGAUGUUUCACAUCCAGGAUAAGGGACGCUUUGACCUGUACCGAGCCACGUUUUACAGUGCUGAGAUCCUGUGUGGUUUACAGUUCCUACACAGCAAAGGCAUCAUUUACAGGGACCUCAAACUGGACAAUGUGAUGCUGGAUAAAGAAGGCCACAUCAAGAUCGCCGAUUUUGGGAUGUGCAAGGAGAACGUGGUGGGGGAGAGCAGGGCCAGCACAUUCUGUGGUACGCCUGACUACAUUGCCCCUGAGAUCCUGCAGGGCCUGAAGUAUACAUUCUCAGUGGACUGGUGGUCCUUUGGUGUCCUCCUAUAUGAGAUGCUUAUUGGGCAAUCCCCCUUCCAUGGGGAUGACGAGGAUGAGCUCUUUGAGUCCAUCCGUGUGGACACGCCUCACUACCCACGAUGGAUCACCAAGGAAUCAAAAGACAUCCUGGAGAAGUUGUUUGAAAGAGAUCCCACUAAGAGACUGGGGGUGACAGGUAACAUCAAAGUCCAUCCGUUCUUCAAGACUAUCAACUGGACUCUCCUGGAGAAGAGGGAAGUGGACCCACCAUUCAAGCCCAAAGUGAAGUCAGCCGGCGACUACAACAAUUUUGACCGGGAGUUCCUAAGUGAGAAGGCCCGCCUAUCCUUCAGUGACAAGAACCUCAUUGAUUCCAUGGACCAGUCAGCCUUUGCCGGCUUCUCCUUUGUCAACCCCAAAUUUGAGCGACUCCUGGAGAAAUGAGUGUUCUGUUGAACCCUCCGCCUCCUUGGUCAAAAGCCCACCAGUGCUAGCUAGCUAUGUGUACCGGUUCCCAAGAGUGAACAGGGCUAGGAUCUCUCCUGGCCCCCUCUCAGCCCUCUCCUGGGCCCCCAUGAUAUGCAACAGUGUGAUUGUAAUUAUUUCUCCAGCUGCCUCCAUGCCCAUAGGCGGCAGGUCUUUUGCAUGGUUGGGGUUUUAGGUACCUUCCUCUGUGAAUCAUGUGUGAAUUUUCUGCUCCUCUACUUGAGGAGAGAGAUUGUAAAUCCCAUGUUUUGUUACUUGAAUGUAGUUAUCUAUUGAAAAUACAUAUUAUAUAUAAAUAUAUAUAUAUAUACAUAUAUAUAUAUAUACAUAUAUAUAUAUAUAUAUGAAAAGCUGUAUAUAUUGCUCCAUAGAGAAGAAACAUGUAAGGGAACUGGUGAUGUGUUGACUUUUUUAUAAAAACACACAAACAAAAUCCAAACAUAAACCAUGAGACCUCUUGGUUCUUUUAUUUAUGUCUCCAAUAAAACAACGGAACAGUCUG
Messenger RNA from Phascolarctos cinereus (koala), 3156 nucleotides. It is a transcript of the gene PRKCD, whose product is annotated as protein kinase C delta. The record is from RefSeq and is a predicted model, not a curated record. Lineage: Eukaryota; Metazoa; Chordata; Mammalia; Diprotodontia; Phascolarctidae. Gene Ontology annotation, molecular function: ATP binding; diacylglycerol-dependent serine/threonine kinase activity. Gene Ontology annotation, biological process: protein phosphorylation.